GGAGUCUGGGUUUCCUGAGAGCUCAAACUCUGUGCUCAGCGUUUUUGCUGCCUGCGGGUGUUAAAGUGGCCUCCGAGGACCGGACGCAGGGGGUGGGCGGAGGGCCUGCACCCCUUUGCACCCCAACCUCUACUCCAAAAGCUUGCAUCUGCGUCUAGGAGGUGGGACAUCUUCUGGGCUGCAUUUUUGAAGCCUCUUUGUGCUCUGGGAGCCUGGCACACCCAGAAUGAAGAAGAUGAGCAACAUCUAUGAGUCGGCUGCCAAUACUUUGGGAAUCUUUAACAGCCCCUGCCUGACCAAAGUGGAACUACGUGUUGCCUGCAAAGGCAUUUCAGACAGAGAUGCCCUUUCAAAGCCUGAUCCCUGUGUCAUCCUCAAGAUGCAAUCCCAUGGGCAAUGGUUCGAGGUGGAUAGAACAGAGGUGAUUCGCACUUGCAUAAACCCAGUGUAUUCCAAACUAUUUACUGUGGAUUUUUACUUUGAAGAGGUGCAGCGUCUUCGGUUUGAGGUCCAUGACAUAAGCAGCAACCACAAUGGGCUGAAAGAAGCUGACUUUCUAGGUGGAAUGGAAUGCACACUGGGUCAGAUCGUUUCCCAGAGGAAGCUAUCCAAAUCCUUGUUGAAGCAUGGGAACACAGCAGGGAAAUCCUCCAUCACGGUAAUUGCUGAGGAAUUAUCUGGCAAUGAUGAUUAUGUUGAACUUGCAUUCAAUGCAAGGAAAUUGGAUGACAAGGAUUUCUUCAGUAAAUCAGAUCCAUUUCUGGAAAUUUUUCGUAUGAAUGACGAUGCCACACAGCAGCUUGUGCACAGAACUGAGGUUGUGAUGAAUAACUUAAGCCCUGCCUGGAAAUCAUUCAAAGUAUCAGUAAAUUCUCUAUGCAGUGGAGAUCCAGAACGCCGGCUGAAGUGUAUAGUCUGGGACUGGGACUCCAAUGGCAAACAUGACUUCAUUGGAGAAUUCACUUCAACAUUCAAGGAGAUGAGAGGAUCACUGGAAGGGAAGCAGGUCCAAUGGGAAUGCAUCAACCCUAAGUACAAAGCCAAGAAAAAGAAUUACAAGAACUCAGGCACUGUGAUUUUGAAUCAGUGCAAGAUCCACAAGAUGCAUUCUUUCUUGGACUAUAUCAUGGGUGGCUGCCAAAUCCAGUUUACAGUAGCUAUAGAUUUCACUGCCUCCAAUGGGGACCCCAGGAACAGCUGUUCUCUACACUACAUCCACCCUUAUCAACCCAAUGAGUAUCUGAAGGCAUUGGUGGCUGUAGGAGAGAUUUGCCAAGACUAUGACAGUGACAAAAUGUUCCCAGCCUUUGGGUUUGGUGCCAGGAUCCCCCCAGAGUACACGGUCUCUCAUGACUUCGCAAUCAACUUUAAUGAAGACAACCCUGAGUGUGCAGGAAUUCAAGGGGUGGUGGAAGCUUACCAGAACUGCCUUCCCAAGCUCCAGCUCUAUGGUCCCACCAACAUCGCUCCAAUCAUCCAGAAGGUCGCCAAAUCUGCCUCAGAAGAAACCAACACCAAGGAGGCAUCGCAAUACUUCAUCCUACUGAUUCUCACCGAUGGUGUCAUCACGGACAUGGCGGACACCCGGGAGGCCAUCGUCCACGCCUCCCACCUGCCCAUGUCUGUCAUCAUCGUGGGCGUGGGCAACGCGGACUUCAGUGACAUGCAGAUGCUGGACGGUGAUGAUGGCAUCCUCAGGUCCCCCAAGGGGGAACCUGUGCUUCGUGACAUCGUCCAGUUUGUGCCCUUCCGGAACUUCAAACACGCAUCUCCAGCUGCCCUGGCAAAGAGUGUGCUGGCUGAAGUUCCAAACCAAGUCGUGGACUAUUACAAUGGCAAAGGGAUUAAGCCAAAAUGUUCAUCAGAAGUGUAUGAGUCUUCUAGGACACUAGCACCAUGAAUGUCACACAUUUUACAGAGUUCUGAAUACUACUCCGCUAAUAUUUAAUACUUCUACUACUCCUAUACUUAAAACAGCCACAUAUGGGUUUAAAAAUAGCACGUUUUGGUGAUUUUCUGACUUUCUGUUUCUCUUUUUAUUUUAUUUUGGGGUUUUAUUUUGCAUGUUUAGCCCUGAGACCUGGACCUGUUAAGCCCUUGUUAAAGACUUUUUACAAAGAAACACAAAUAAUUAUAACCUACUCUUUACAGCAUGUCGCCUUGAAAUAACAAUAAAAUGGUAUCUGUAUCUGUUUUUUAUACAGGUUUGUUGAAAUUUUGCUAAAUUUCUUAUUAUCUUUACACUGUAAAGCAUUUUGAAACAUUUACUGAACGUUGACAGCCAAAACAUAAUUUGGUUUUAUCUAUUAGGGGAUGAGAGACUUUUCAAAAUGGCAGAUGCAUGGACUGUGAUUUGCAUGUUUAAAAUUAAAAAAAAAAGAAAACACUAUACUGGUUUUUACAGUGGUUAUCUAUAAUUCCUUCCUGCUCAGAAUGGUUGUUCUACUAAAGAAAAGAUUGACCCACCAAGAGGUAAUGUUCUUGAUGUGGGUCUGGAACAUCUAACUCAGUACCUCUCCAGUUUUACUGUGCAUUCAAAUUACCUGCAGAUCUCAGUAAAAUUCAGACCAAGGCAAUAGGUCUUCAUGGGCCCAAGAGCCAGCACCUCUGCCAAGGUCCCAGUAAUACCAGUGUGGUCCUCAGAGCACACUCAGAGGACUGAGGUUCUAGGUUUGAGGCUAUAAUUCUCCUGUAGAAACCAUCAGAAGCAGGAUGGCACCUAGUCUGCUGAUAAUGGCAUCUAUCCCCUCUAAUAGCACAAAGGCCCUGUCAUCUCAGAGGUGGGAGUAGAAAGCAUUAAGACUGAUUCCAGAAGCUGCAACCUGCCCCCAAUCAGUCUCAUUGCUUUAUAGUCACACCUCUUUCUUAAACAGACUAGAGUGCAUGCCUCCUGGCAGGACCUCGCCUUCUAAAAGGAGAUAGCUCAGCCCAUAGCAUGAAUGGUUCCAUUUUUAUGUCAAUUCCUAGCAAUGACCUCAGAGUCCUCAAAGGAAACACAAUAAUGCAAGGGAGUCCAUCGCCAUGCAGUAAUGUACCCCAGAGCUAGCCCCCUCAACUGCUCUUUAAGCAGAGCAUGGAAGAGAAAUCAUUGUUUACUAUGGAAGUGCUUUGUUUUGCUGUACACUGGCCAAUUUUGAACCAAAAGAAUGAAUGCUUCACUUGUAAAAUCCUCUCCCAGAGAAAUGAACAAGUGUGUUUGCCAGGCAUAAAAGCACAAGGUAAAACUUAUUUUAGUCCUGAGGCCUGGAAAGUAAAUCAUGAGGUUAAAGAAAUCCGUUUGCUGUUUGUUUGUUGAAGGGGGAAGGACCAAGCAAAUCAAAUGCCUUGUAUGAUUCCCAGUGUUAUAAUUACAGAUCCUAGUUUUGCAAAUACAUGUCAGCCAAAUGCACAACAUUUUGGGAAUGUUGGUAAAAAUGUAUGACUGAAAAACUCAUAUUUAAACUGUAUUGUUUUAUCAAUAAAUUGGGUACUAACUUAA
Molecule: messenger RNA, 3478 nt
Organism: Suncus etruscus (white-toothed pygmy shrew)
Lineage: Eukaryota; Metazoa; Chordata; Mammalia; Eulipotyphla; Soricidae
Gene: CPNE4
Product: copine 4
Exons: 16
Coding region: 227-1900 (557 amino acids)
Biological process (GO): cellular response to calcium ion
Cellular component (GO): plasma membrane
Molecular function (GO): calcium-dependent phospholipid binding
Source: RefSeq, a predicted model, not a curated record